AUGAAAGAUUUGGGCCCGUUGAAGUAUUUUCUUGGCAUUGAAGUGGCACGUAGUGCCUUAGGCUUAUUUUUGUGUCAACGCAAGUAUACUUUAGAUAUUAUCACUGAAGCUGGAUUAUCUGGGGCUAAGCCUUGUGGAUUCCCAAUUGAGCAAAACCAUCGAUUGAGUCUUGCAGAGGGCCCACUUAUCGCAGAUCCCGAGGCAUAUCGUUGCCUUGUAGGACGACUUGUUUAUUUAGCGGUUACACGCCCUGAUCUUGCAUAUUCUGUACAUGUGUUGUGUCAAUUUUUGCAGAAACCCCGGGUCGCCCAUUGGGAGGCUGCGAUGCGUGUUGUUCGCUAUCUCAAAGGCACUCCCGGCCAGGGUAUUCUACUACGCGCCGAUAGUGACUUGACUCUUCAAGGUUGGUGUGAUUCGGAUUGGGCGGCAUGUCCAAUUACUCGUCGAUCCCUAUCUGGCUGGCUUGUUUUUCUGGGCCAAUCUCCUAUUUCUUGGAAGACGAAAAAACAACAUACAGUUUCUCGUUCUUCGGCAGAGGCCGAAUAUCGUUCUAUGGCCGCUCUCACUUGCGAACUAAAAUGGUUGAAGGGGUUACUAUUAAGUCUCGGGGUUCAUCAUUCAAAGGCUAUUCCACUUUUCUGUGACAGUCAGUCUGCCUUACACAUCGCAAAAAAUCCAGUCUUUCAUGAACGCACUAAGCAUAUUGAGAUCGACUGUCACUUUGUUCAGGAUGCAGUGACAGACGAAAUAAUUGCACCGUCUUAUGUAGCAACUACUUCUCAAUUGGCCGAUAUUUUCACUAAAGCUCUAGGAAAAAGCCAGUUUGAUUUUUUAUUAUCCAAGUUGGGCAUUCACGAUCCUCACCAUGCGCCAACUUGUGGGGGGUGUUAA
Molecule: messenger RNA, 891 nt
Organism: Spinacia oleracea (spinach)
Lineage: Eukaryota; Viridiplantae; Streptophyta; Magnoliopsida; Caryophyllales; Amaranthaceae
Exons: 1
Coding region: 1-891 (296 amino acids)
Source: RefSeq, a predicted model, not a curated record